AUGGAACAACAAUACACGGCGAUGAAACAGCAAGCCUCCAGCGUCCAGGGUGAACCCCGCAAGACCAACGGAAAGUCGGUGCGCGUAGCCUUUGGCCCGGAUUUGGAGACGCAUAUCCCCCCGCGCGAGCGCUCCCCUGCACCGCUCUCAGCACACCACCGGUCUUUCACCUCCAUCGACCACAAACCGCCACCACCGCAGAAUCCGGCCCGACCGACGACGUCCGCGGCAGGGGACGACUCCGCGCUGAUCGACGGCAGCUCCCGGUUGGCCCCGGACCGCGCGUCCGAGUCGGUCGCGCGGCCGGCGACGCUGAAACGCGCAAAGAGCGACUAUGGGCCCCGCAUCGAGUUUGACCGAUCGAACGUCGGAGACGAGGAUGAGGACUUUGCGAUGAGACAUGGGUGGCAGGAGGAGUAUACGUCGAGCGAGUAUCUGAAGAUCUUGCAUUCGAACUUUUACAUGUACUUCACCGAGAAGCGCCACGAGACGAAUGGCAUCCCGAGGGACCCCGUCGGGAGUUGGCCCAGCCAAGACUGGCGCAUGAAGGACCGCUUGAAAACGGUGUCGGCGGCGUUGGCCAUCUGUUUAAACAUCGGUGUCGAUCCGCCGGAUGUGGUCAAGACCAACCCGGCGGCGAAGCUAGAGUGUUGGGUCGAUCCGACGUCCACCACCGGCGGCGGGCAGAACAAGAUCAUGGAACAGAUCGGGAAGAAGCUACAGGAACAAUACGAGACUCUCAGCUUGAGGACGAGAUACAAGCAGUACCUCGAUCCAUCCGUGGACGAAACGAAGAAGUUUUGCAUAUCCCUGCGUCGCAACGCCAAAGACGAGCGGGUGCUCUUCCACUACAACGGCCACGGCGUGCCCCUACCCACCCAGUCGGGCGAAAUCUGGGUGUUCAACAAGAACUACACCCAGUAUAUUCCCGUGUCCCUGUAUGACCUCCAGUCGUGGCUCGCGGGGCCCAGUCUUUUCGUCUUCGACGUUUCCCACGCGGGCAACAUCGUGCAAAACUUCCAUACCUUUGUGGAGAAGCACCAAAAGGAAAACGGCGAGGCGAAGAAGCGGGACCCGAAUGCCCUGGUCCAAAGCUACGGCGACUGCAUCAUCCUCGCCGCCUGCCAGAAGGGCGAAUCGCUGCCCACCAACCCGGAUCUGCCUGCGGAUCUCUUCACGUGUUGUUUGACCACCCCGAUCGAAAUCGCGUUACGCUUCUUUAUCCUCCAGAAUCCCCUCCAAUCGCACCUCUCAAUCGACGACUUCCGCGUCCCCGGUCGCCUGCAAGACCGCCGCAGUCCGCUUGGGGAGCUCAACUGGAUCUUCACGGCCAUCACGGACACCAUCGCGUGGAAUACGCUGCCCCGCGCUCUGUUCAAGAAGCUGUUCCGCCAGGACUUGAUGGUCGCGGCGCUAUUUCGGAACUUCCUGCUCGCUGAGCGGAUCAUGCGCGCAUAUAAGUGCCACCCCAUCUCAUCCCCCGACCUUCCGGAAACCCACCAUCACCCGUUGUGGAAGAGCUGGGAUCUGGCCGUGGAGAUGGUCCUGUCUCAGCUCCCGGCCCUGAUCGACCACGAAGAAGGCCGCAGGCAGUACGAGUAUCAGCAUUCGACCUUCUUCGCCGAGCAGCUGACGGCCUUCGAGGUCUACCUGUCGUCUGGCCCGACGGAGAAGAACCCGCCAGACCAACUCCCGAUUGUCCUGCAGGUGCUUUUGAGUCAGGCGCACCGAUUGAGGGCGCUGAUCCUGCUGAGUAAAUUCCUCGACCUGGGUCCGUGGGCCGUUCACCUAGCUCUCAGCAUCGGCAUCUUCCCUUAUGUGGUCAAACUCCUCCAGUCCGCAGCCCAGGAGCUAAAGCCGGUCAUGGUUUUCAUCUGGGCUCGAAUCAUGGCCGUCGACCAUACGGUUCAAAAUGAUCUGCUGAAGGACAACGGGAUCCAUUAUUUCAUCUCCAUCCUCAACCCCUCCUCGCCGAUCCCCGUGGGCAAUGCCAGUGAGCACCGGGCCAUGUGCGCCUUCAUCGUGUCGAUCUUCUGCAAGAACUACCCCCAGGGCCAGAACGUGUGUCUGUCGGCGGAGCUCUUCAACUCUUGCUUAAGACACUUGAUGGAUAUGGAGAACCCACUGUUGAGGCAGUGGUCUUGUCUCUGCAUUAGCAUGCUUUGGUCGGAUUUCCCCGAGGCGAAAUGGAUGGGAAUCCGGUGUGCGGCCCCCGCAAGGCUGUGCGAACUCAACUCCGACCCGGUUCCGGAGGUCCGUGCCGCCAUGUUGCAUGCCGUGACGUCGUUCCUGGGCAUCCCCGACUUGACGGACCAAGUGGCCCAGAUUGAAGAAACGCUGGCCUUGGCGGUGCUGCCGAUGGCCGCGGAUGGCAACGUCCUGGUCAGAAGGGAGCUGCUCGUCUUCCUGUCGACCUUUGUGCGACGGUACCAGAAUAAGUUCCUGGUCACUGCCUACGAAGAGUUCCAGGAUGAGAAGCAGAUCCUUCUCCUGAAACUGAACAAUCUCAACUCCAAGGGGGUGUACCUGGAGGACGUGCCGGCUGCCUCUAUAGAGGGAUACAAGGCGCAGACCCUGUCUCGCAAUACCACAUUCGGCACCAUCUGGAAACAGCUUCUCAUCCUUUCUGUUGACCCUCAUCCGGACAUCGCACAGGAUGCUUCGUUGGUUGUUGAUUACACCCACUUGACUUUGCUGCAGUCUUCCAUGGCAUCUUUGACCGACGCGAUCCGGAUUGAGAUAAUGGAACUUACGAACCGACUAGCCCAACAAACGCUGGCUCGAGAGAGACCCGAGUCGAGAAGAACGACUGCUCCCCCUCCAACGCCCCCAUCUCUCCCAAAGCAGGAAGGAUACCUCUCCCUGAGUCUGAAACGGACGGCCAGUGUCGCUGCAUCCAUCAAGAACCUCGCCUUCGGCAGUUCUUCCACUCAGGAGCCGGAUGCCCAUGACCCCCAGAGGGCGAGCCCCCCGGAAUGGACCCGACCCCCGGAAGUGAACGAUCACGUUGCUCCUACGUCGGCGUACCACCAGGCACCGGCCCCUACAUCCCGAGGAUUCGAGCCCAGAGAGAUGGCUCCCCCGACCGUCCCCCUGGUCAGCAGGUUCUUGGACUGGUCCGCAGAGUACUUCCGGGAGCCCCAGAUGAAGCCCAACGAACCCGACGAGCCCGGUAGCGCCGACUACAACGAACGCCUCUGGAGACGGAGCCGCAACGAGAAGAUCAUCACGGAUACCCAGCCCCUUAAGAGUAAAGCGGGCACCAGUAGAUGGGACAACUCGAUGGCUUUGCUUUCGAAUAGUACCCAGCCUUUGAAGAUGUGUUUCCAUCAAUUUGAAGACCACAUCGCCGUUGCAGAUGAUCGGGAUACAAUUGCUAUCUGGGACUUCCAGAGCCACAAACGGCUCAACCGUUUCUCCAACGGGAACCCACCCGGCUCAAAGAUCAACGAAAUCCGCUAUAUCAACGAGGACGAUCAGGCAUUGCUAAUGACAGGCUCUUCGGACGGCGUUCUCAAGGUUUUUCGAAACUACGAGUCAACCAAGGACGUUGAGAUCGUGACGGCAUUCAGAGCUCUCCCCGAACUCAUCCCGAGCAACCGCAAUGCGGGUCUUGUGUUCGACUGGCAACAAGGCCAGGGUCAAGCGCUCGUCGCCGGAGACGUCAAGGUAAUCCGGGUGUGGAACGCGGCCAAGGAAGUCUGCACCAAUGACAUUCCCGCCCGGUCAGGCUCCUGCAUCACCUCCCUGACCUCCGACCAAGUCGCGGGGAAUAUCUUCGUCGCUGGAUUCGGCGACGGGGCAGUGCGCGUCUUCGACCAACGUCUCAAGCCCACGACCUCCAUGGUCAAAGUAUGGCGAGACCACAAGCAAUGGGUCACUAACGUGCACAUGCAACGAGGCGGCCUGCGCGAGCUAGUAUCAGGUAGUCGAAACGGCGAGAUCAGACUCUGGGAUCUCCGAAUGCACGAUCCGAUCUCCACCAUCCACGCUACCAGAGAUACUCUGCGCACGUUGAGCGUCCACGAACACGCCCCUGUCUUCAUGGUCGGCACAAACAGACACGAAGUCAAGACCUUCAACGUCGGAGGCAACCACCUCUCGACUUUCGAACCCUACUCCAGCUUCCUCCACCAUAACCGCUCCUCCCCGAUAGCCAGUACCGCGUUCCACCCGCACCGCACUAUCUUUGCCUGCGCAGCCUUGAAUGAUAACCAUAUCAAUUUGGUGACCUGCUAG
Aspergillus campestris IBT 28561 is the source of this 4239-nucleotide messenger RNA. RefSeq names its product ubiquitin-binding TORC1 subunit KOG1. Gene Ontology annotation, molecular function: protein-macromolecule adaptor activity; protein binding. Gene Ontology annotation, cellular component: cytoplasm; TORC1 complex. The coding region runs from base 1 to 4239 and encodes 1412 amino acids. The record is from RefSeq and is a predicted model, not a curated record. Gene Ontology annotation, biological process: positive regulation of cell growth; cellular response to amino acid stimulus; positive regulation of protein serine/threonine kinase activity. The transcript is spliced from 7 exons. NCBI's taxonomy places the organism in Eukaryota, Fungi, Ascomycota, Eurotiomycetes, Eurotiales, Aspergillaceae.